Molecule: messenger RNA, 1168 nt
Organism: Bufo bufo (common toad)
Lineage: Eukaryota; Metazoa; Chordata; Amphibia; Anura; Bufonidae
Product: tumor necrosis factor receptor superfamily member 26-like
Exons: 9
Coding region: 64-1116 (350 amino acids)
Biological process (GO): positive regulation of apoptotic process; TRAIL-activated apoptotic signaling pathway
Cellular component (GO): plasma membrane; cell surface
Molecular function (GO): protein binding
Source: RefSeq, a predicted model, not a curated record
AAGGCAUUUGACAGCCUUGUACUUCUCCUACUACUAACACUGGAUUAUAAACGCUUUGAUUUUAUGGCCCCAUAUGGGGGGAAGGCCAAAUCUGUUUUACUGGUUAUGACCCCAGCACUGCGGACUAUGAAUCCACGAUUCCUCCUUUUCAUCUUCUUCCUGCUGGUGCUUGUACACCCUGGAAAGAGUGGAAAGAGUGACGACAAUACAAAUGAGAGCUACUACAUGAACGGAAGCACCAGGUGCUUGAGAUGCCUUGCAGGCGAGUAUGUAGUGAAGCAUUGCACCAUCCAGGACACUCCGAGCACUUGUGAGUCAUGUCUCCCUGGAGAAACAUACAGUGAACACCUUACAGGAUUAACUGAAUGCCUUCAGUGUAAAGUGUGUCGUGCAGAUGAAGAAGAAGUGUCUCCAUGCAUGGUGAAAAAGAACACCGUAUGCCGCUGCAAGAAAGGAACCUAUUGUUCUGGUGAUGAGCCUUGUGAGAUCUGCCAGAAAUGUACAACAAGCUGUCCACCAAACCAGGAGAUACAGACACCCUGCAACUCGACAUCUGAUAUAGAAUGUGGACCUCCAAAAACUGCCAACAAAAUGCUACUUGCCAUCCUGCUGCCUAUUGGGUUCAUUGUCUUGUUUGCUGCAUUCUGUGUCUGGUACUUCUGCUUCGGGAAGAAAUGUAAUCAGUUAAAAUGGAAAGAAAAGAUAUUAACUGUGUCUUUCAAUUGUGAUGAGGCCCCAGCACAAGACAUAGAAAGGCCAUUUCUACCUCGGCCAAGACCCCAGCUUCACUGGAAGGAAAACACCACGGAAAAUGAGAAGAAUGAAGCCAUUCAUAAGACUUGCAAUCACUUUCUGGAACUGGUCCCGACAAAUGAAUUUGAGAAAUUUGUGCGAGAGCUGGGGCUGACAAACAACGAGAUUGACUGGGCAAAACAUGACAACAUAGGCACUUACAACCAGCAAUACGCCAUGUUGCUUAAACUGCAGCAGGAUAGAAAAUUUGAUGUGAACAUCUGGUUAAGCAAACUGUAUAAUAUUCGAAUGGGGGAAGUGGCGCAAAGGAUAACUGAGAAAUUGAAAGGAGAUGGAUGGCUUGAGACUUCAAUUCAAGACUGAAGAUUAUUUAUUAUUGUAAAUAUUGUAAAUAUCUUUUUAUAGAAUAAAAAAA